AUGGGCAAGAAGGCGAACGGCACCGCAACCUCUCAGGACAUAAAGAAACUGCGCAAUCGCUUGUCGCAACAGGCAUUCCGUCGACGCAGGGAUGACCUGAUCCGCGAGCUCCGCGAACGAGCGGAUAACAAUCACACAAACGAGAGCGAAGCUCUGGCUAAAUUGAGACGUGAGAAUACAGCUCUCCGGGAGCAACUCGCGGAAGCGCACGCCAAGCUCAACAGCUUACUCGCCGGCGUCCAAGCUCUGGUUCUCAACACGGCUCCGAGACAUGAAGACGCAAAUGAUGAAGUCUCUAGAACAAACUCCCCUGAUGAUAACAUCUCUGCUUCUCAACCCAUUGUCGACGAUCAGCCCACGUCGGCAGAUCUCCGACCAAUUUCCCAAAAUGAUGCAUCGGAGUAG
Molecule: messenger RNA, 405 nt
Organism: Colletotrichum chrysophilum
Lineage: Eukaryota; Fungi; Ascomycota; Sordariomycetes; Glomerellales; Glomerellaceae
Exons: 3
Coding region: 1-405 (134 amino acids)
Biological process (GO): regulation of DNA-templated transcription
Molecular function (GO): DNA-binding transcription factor activity
Source: RefSeq, a predicted model, not a curated record